UGCGACAACUGACUGAAGUAGUCAUCUCUUGUCUUCACUGCUCCUCAGGAAAUGGAUAGCUCUUCAGAUGCUCAUAGGAGGAACAGGUGCGCGGCGUGCUUCAGGGAGUUCAAGAAGAAGGAGCACCUGGUGGAGCACAUGAGGACGUCGCUGCACUCGCCGCACGACCCUCGCUGCGCCGUCUGCGGCAAGCACUGCCGCUCCCUCGACGCCCUCCGCGACCACCUCACCGGCGCCCUCCCCAAGCCGGAGUGCGCCGCCGCCUUUGUCUCCCGCGGCUGCGAGCUCUGCCUCGACGUCCUCCCCACCGACACCGCGCGCCGCUCCCACACCUGCCCCAGGUCCCCGCCGGCCGGCGGCGUCCUGGCCCUCGGCUGCAAGAUGGUCGGCGCCGGCAGCGACGGGUCCCUGGACGUGUGCGCCCGCGUGUGCGUGGUGGACGAGCAGGAGCGCGUGGUGUUCGAGAGCUUCGUGAAGCCGCAGAUCCCGGUGACCCACUACCGGUACGAGACGACGGGCAUCCGGCCGGAGCACCUGCGCGACGCCAUGACGCCGAAGCAGGCGGCGCGGCGGGUGCAGGAGCUGCUGCUGAACGGCGAGCCGGCGUGGAAGGCGCGGAGCAGCCGCGGGAGGGCGAGGAUCCUGGUCGGGCACGGGCUGGACCACGACCUGGAGGCGCUGGGCAUGGACUACCCGGCGUACCUGAAGCGGGACACGGCGAGGUACCCGCCGCUGAUGAAGACGAGCAACAGCCGGCUGAGCAACUCGCUCAAGUACCUCACCCUCACCUACCUCGGCUACAGCAUCCAGGCCGGCGGACGCCACCAGCACCCCUACGACGACUGCGUCGCCGCGCUGCGCCUGUACCGGCGGAUGCGCGCGCGGCCGCACAGCAGGGACGCCGGCGCCGGCGCCGGCGUGGGGCCGCACGCCCCGCCGCCGACGGCGGUCGAGGCGUUCCCGGCGUGGAGGCAGCGGGAGCUGGAGCGCAUGUCGCCGGAGGAGCUCCUGCAGCUGUCGACGACGGACUACUACUGCUGGUGCCUCGACGCCACGCCCACGACUACCUAACUAAUGUAUUGCAUGAAUAAUCUUCAUGCAUGCAUGUAAAACUAAACCUCAUUUGACAGGGACCUACCCGCAAUUUACAAUAAAAUGAAAUAAAACAACAGUUUUGUCAGGUAUUU
Molecule: messenger RNA, 1187 nt
Organism: Oryza brachyantha (malo sina)
Lineage: Eukaryota; Viridiplantae; Streptophyta; Magnoliopsida; Poales; Poaceae
Product: RNA exonuclease 4-like
Exons: 2
Coding region: 52-1071 (339 amino acids)
Biological process (GO): rRNA processing
Cellular component (GO): nucleus
Molecular function (GO): nucleic acid binding; 3'-5' exonuclease activity
Source: RefSeq, a predicted model, not a curated record